AUGUCCGCACUCACCUCUUUUGAUGCUUUCAUUAGGGCUCUUUUGCUGCUUGUAGUCACCGUCACAGUUGCACAGCGUAGAUUCCCGUCCUUCUUUGAGAAGAAAGAGGGUACAUCCAGCAUCUACACCAAAUUGACGAUUGUGGGAGAGAGACUCAGCCUCUACGUCUCCCUCAUCCUCCUCUACCACAACAUUAGGAAGUUUGUUGGCUUCUUCGUAUAA
Messenger RNA from Enterospora canceri, 222 nucleotides. The record is from the annotation of a GenBank genome assembly. NCBI's taxonomy places the organism in Eukaryota, Fungi, Microsporidia, Enterocytozoonidae.